Messenger RNA from Botrytis deweyae, 240 nucleotides. RefSeq lists its product as uncharacterized. Bases 1 to 240 code for a protein of 79 amino acids. Lineage: Eukaryota; Fungi; Ascomycota; Leotiomycetes; Helotiales; Sclerotiniaceae. The transcript has a single exon. The record is from RefSeq and is a predicted model, not a curated record.
AUGGAGGCAGAAGGACAAUGUUGUGCUGCCUUGGGAACACGUGGGGUUAGGGGUAUUUCUUGUUCCCCGCGAAAGUUCGUGCCAGCUGAAGGCAGUAAUCCCGGAUCCGUGGAGGCAACCCCCCGAUGUCCCGAGUCAGCCUUAUUGCUAACCAUAGCUGUAUGCACAAUUGAUGAUAUGGAGAGACCAGAAGCUAUCACUCGUUGGGUGUUCUUGGCCGACGUUUCAUGUGGGUGGUAA